Messenger RNA from Empidonax traillii (willow flycatcher), 1252 nucleotides. RefSeq names its product solute carrier family 35 member E1 (gene SLC35E1). Lineage: Eukaryota; Metazoa; Chordata; Aves; Passeriformes; Tyrannidae. The record is from RefSeq and is a predicted model, not a curated record. Gene Ontology annotation, cellular component: Golgi apparatus. The transcript is spliced from 6 exons. The coding region runs from base 23 to 1213 and encodes 396 amino acids. Gene Ontology annotation, molecular function: antiporter activity.
GACGUUCGGCGGCUCCGCAGCGAUGGCGGCCCCGCUGGCGGCUCCCGCCGGGCCCGGCGGGGCGCGGGGCGGGCGCGGGCCGGCGCUGCGGGAAGGGGCGCGGGUGUCCGCGCUCUGCCUCGCCUGGUACGGGCUCAGCGCCGGCGGCAACGUGGUCAACAAGCUGCUGCUCGGCGGCUUCCCCCGGCCCGUCACCGUGUCGCUGUUCCACAUCCUGGGGCUCUGCGGGCUCCUGCCGCCGCUGCUCCGCGCGUGGAGGGUCCCGCCCGCUGGCCCCGCGCAGCUGCCGCCCCGCGCCUACCCGCGCUACAUCCUCCCGCUCGCCUUCGGGAAGUAUUUCGCCUCCGUGUCCGCGCACGUCUCGCUCUGGAGGGUCCCGGUGUCCUACGCGCACACGGUGAAAGCCACGAUGCCGAUUUGGGUGGUUCUGCUCUCGCGGAUCAUCAUGAAGGAAAAGCAGACGACGAAGGUGUACCUGUCUCUGAUCCCCAUAAUCACCGGUGUCCUCUUGGCCACCGUCACGGAGCUCUCCUUUGACAUGUGGGGACUCAUCAGUGCACUUGCUGCUACCCUGUGCUUUUCCCUUCAGAACAUCUUCUCAAAAAAGGUGUUAAGAGAUUCCCGGAUCCAUCACCUUCGGUUGCUGAACAUCCUCGGGUGCCACGCUGUGUUCUUCAUGAUCCCAACGUGGGUUCUGGUAGAUCUUUCUUCCUUCCUAGUGGAGAAUGACUUGAGCUCCAUGUCUCACUGGUCCUGGACCUUGAUGCUGCUCGUAAUCAGCGGCUUCUGUAACUUUGCCCAGAACGUCAUUGCCUUCAGUAUCCUCAACCUCAUCAGCCCCCUCAGCUACUCGGUGGCCAACGCCACGAAGAGGAUCAUGGUGAUCACGGUGUCCCUCAUCAUGCUGCGCAACCCCGUCACCAGCACCAACGUGCUGGGCAUGAUGACGGCCAUCCUGGGGGUCUUCCUGUACAACAAGACAAAAUACGACGCAAACCAAGAAGCGAAGAAGCAGCUGCUUCCGGUCACCACCGGAGACCUCGUGAACCUGGAACGGCAUCGAAACCCUCCUGAGAAGUCCCCGAACGGACUGGCGGGGUUUGCCCAGCACGGGGACUUCCAGUACGGCCGCGGCAACGUCCUCCCAGAGCACCUCCAGUACGGGCGGCAGAGCUACCCCGGCACCUACAGCCCCAGCCGCUUCGACAUCUAGAGCCCGGCACGCAGGGGCAGCUGUGGGAUCACGGCGUCC